This is a messenger RNA of Uloborus diversus, 4743 nucleotides long. Its product is annotated as phospholipase A2 group XV-like. Lineage: Eukaryota; Metazoa; Arthropoda; Arachnida; Araneae; Uloboridae. The transcript is spliced from 7 exons. The record is from RefSeq and is a predicted model, not a curated record. Gene Ontology annotation, biological process: lipid metabolic process. The coding region runs from base 324 to 1577 and encodes 417 amino acids.
AUAAGUGCUGAUCAAUAGCCAAAAAUUUAUCUGCAAUUAUUGGAGGAGUGUCCUUGUAAAUUGUGUGAGAAUAGAUAGUUUAUCAGUCUUACCUGUAGCACUACACGUUAAAAUUGCGGAAUGUCAACAAACUGACGUAGUAUCGAACCAUUAAUAAUUCACGUGAUAUCCAGUAAGAAAACAACAAAAUCUGACCAUGCGGCCGUGUUUCUGUGUUUGAAAGCACACGGUAUUUAAACGUUUUAAAAAGUCUGACGAAAGUGACUGUUGCAUUUUAUUAUUUUACUUACUUGUUGACGUUUGUUGUUAUUUUCUAAAAUUCAAUGACCGGUUGGUUUCCAGCUUCGUCGUUAACGGCUGGCGUAGUUUUUUUUACGCUGCUUGUAAGUUUUCCUCUUGACUCUUCGGCGUUUCAUUUGUUGAAACGUACGAAUACAAAAAGCCCUGUGAUAUUAGUUCCCGGUGAUGGCGGUAGUCAGUUGGAAGCCAAGCUGGACAAACCAUCCACAGUACACUAUUUUUGUAACAAGAAAACUGAUGAUUACUUUAGUUUAUGGCUUAACUUGGAACUUCUUGUUCCGUAUGUUGUUGACUGUUGGGUGGAUAACAUGAGACUAGUUUACGACAAUGUUACCCGCACAACUUCUAAUGCUCCUGGUGUCCUAAUCAGAGUUCCUGGUUUUGGGAACACUACCUAUGUGGAAUGGUUGGAUCCUAGUCAGAUUUCUCCCAGUGCUUAUUUUACGGGAAUUGUUGAAGCAUUGCUUACUCUAGGCUACACUAGAGGAAUUGACAUAAAAGGUGCUCCAUAUGACUACAGAAAAGCUCCUAACGAAAUGGCUGGAUAUUUUGACGCCGUGAAAAAGAUGUCUGAAGAAAUGUUUGUGAAAAACUCAGAAGCUAAAAUAACUUAUGUGUGCCACAGUAUGGGGUGCCCACUCAUGAGUUACUUCUUCAACCAACAGGCUCAAGAUUGGAAAGACAAACAUGUCAAAGCCCUAGUAUCUCUUGGUGGAGCUUGGGGUGGUGCAGUGAAAGCAAUGAAAGCUUUUGCAUCUGGUGAAAAUUUAGAUGUCUUUGUGAUCAAUCAAAAUACUGUUAGAACUGAACAACGCACUUGUCCUAGUCUUGCUUAUGUGCUACCAUCAGACAGUUUAUGGAAGCAGGAUGAAGUUUUAGUCAUCACACAAGAAAAAAAUUAUACCUUAGGAAAUUUAUAUGAUUUCUUCAAAGAUAUUAACUUUCCUGUUGGAUAUGAAAUGUAUAAGGAUACAUAUAGCUAUGCUGUUAAAAGUCUACAACCACCCAAUGUUGAGAUUCAUUGUCUGCAUGGGAUUAAUGUGACAAAUACUGUAGAAAGGCUUUUUUUUCCUGCCAAAAAGUUUCCAGAUGAACCGACAAUAGUAUAUGGAAAUGGUGAUGGGACUGUCAAUGUUCGCAGUCUUGAAGCUUGUUUACGGUGGCAGGGUCAGCAGAAACAAAAAAUAUAUCAUUUACCUUUGAAUAAUGUUGAUCACAUGAACAUCUUAUCAGAUAUUAAUGUUUUAGAACACAUAAAACGUGUUGUCAUGAGUUAGUAACAUUGCUCUUAGGAACAUAUCUUAAAAUUCAUGUUUCAUAUGAUGCUGUGAACAUUUUUACGAUAAAAGUUUUUACUCUGUGCCUUUUUCAGCAACUAUAUUUAAGAAUACUUUCCUCUGAGAUUCAGUUGUUAAAAUUAUUUACACUCUUACAAUGAGAAGGAAACAUGAUCAAUUAUUUUCUUGUACGGAAGAGCAAUAUAAUUAUAUAUCAAACUGCAUAAUUUGAUAAAGAAUAUAAAUAGAUUUAGGCAUUAAUGUUUUCUAUCAUAACAACAACUUCAUCAUGUAUGUGCUUUUAACAUUAUCAAUUGAGUUUGCAUACAAAUGCAUUCAAUUAUGUCUUACAAUAACUAUAAUACAUAAAAUAAAAACAAGGCUUUUGUGCUGAAAAUGAAUUUUAAGAAAUGUUAUUUAAGCACGGAAUUUCAAAUUAUUCAUUAUUUUGGUCUUUAUCAACACUCUAUAAUUAACAAUGCACAUAUUUGAUUGUAUAUAUACUAAAUUAAAAAUUCCCAUUGACUUCUGUUAAACUUCAACUUAAGAUAUUUCAUUGCAUAUGUACUAAAUUAAAUCUAUUCAGUUUCAAGUACCUCCUUCCUUUAAUCCUUUUGCUAGUUAAAUUUUUAGAAAAUGUUGGGAAAGUGUACAUAAUUAAAAUGCCUAAAUAUGCUAUUUUGCAAUGUUUAAUCUUUUAAAACAUUUAAAUUUACAUAAUCAUUAAUUCUUAUCUAUAUAUUUCCUGUUCAUCACAAGUAUUGUAUGCAUUGCUUGUAACUGAUUGAUUCAUAUUGGUACAAAUUAGGCUUUUUAAGGAAAAAUUGAAAGCAUAAAAAAGUAAUUUUACUUAAUCUUUUUAUUGUGUUUAAUAACAAAUAUUUUCCAUAGGCUUAUCACAUCUUUUAGAUAGUAUUCAUUAUUUUAUUGAAAGCUGACAGAUAAAAUGUUCCAAAUUGUAAAUUUAUAUGAAAACAUAUUUGUAGUGCAUGGAACGCAUGAGAAGUUAUGAAAUGUAUAUAUAUAAAAAAAGUUUGGGUCAUCCCUUAAAAUUUUACAACCAAAUUAGUUGCAUUAUCUCUCUCUCUCUCUCUCUCUCUCUUUUUUUUUUUUUUUUUUUUUUUUGCCCUCUGUAUUUUCUGGUUUUUUAAGUUAAUGAUAAUACUGCUAACUCUUGCUAUCUAAAAAAAUGUUCAUUUCAUUAUUGAUAUUGUUUAACAAUUAUUAAACUGGUAUAAAGUUAGAUUUCUUCUGUAACAGUUCCCAGUAAUUUUAGAUUGUGGAAUGACAUUGUUUUUUAAUUAAGAAAAUGGCAAUCAUAUUUUAUUACUCUUCAGUUAUUUAAAAGGAAUGUAAUACAAAACAUUUUAUCAGAAAUCUAAAUUUGUAAUAUAAUUGAUGACCUUUCAUCUAAAAAUAGAACAUUCAUAAUGGGCCCUUUUUUUCUGUUUAGAAAGAGGCAUUUGUGUAGUUAGUAAAAACUUCUUGAAACAAUUUUUCUUGGUAUUAUACUUUUUAGGGAGAAAGUUUAAUUUAUUGAGAGCUUUUAUCAUCAUAUGCCUAUUUUCUCUGCUCAUGUUUGUGUAAGUUAUAGGUAAUGAUUCAUAUAAGGGAUAAAACUUAAACCUUCACCUGUUUAUUGUCCUGUUGUUUUUCUUUAGUUUAUGUUCCAUUCACAUAGAGCGCCUCAAUGGGAAGUGACUAGGGUCAUCGUACCCUCCCACUAAAGUUCCUUGUUUGGAAAAUUUUGGUAAAACUGGGAACAGUCAUGCAAUGUUGUAACUUUAAAAAAAAAAGCUUAAUUUCUCCUCUCAUUUGGUGUAGGUAUAUAUGCAUGUAUUUUCUCAUUUGAAAAAAUUGACUUUCUUUCUGCAAAAUACAGAACUUCUCCUGCCCAAAAAUUUAAAGUCAGUGCACGUCUGAACUCAAAAUGCAUGAGUCAAUACUUAAUUUUUAAUAAUUGAAAACUUUAUUUAGCAUGUGUAAGUGUAUAACUUAAAGAAAAGGUUUUUUUUGCCACUAAUAACAUUUUUCAAAAAAAUUAUAAACGAUCUCUUAAGUAUUACACUAACUUUAAAUGUGUGUGGAAGCCUAUUUUGUUGGAACAUUUCUGGUGAGAUAUAGUUAUCGUAAACUAAUGCAUUAAUCUUUUUAUAAUUUUUCUUGUUUGCUUUCAUUUCUUUUCGGAGCAGUUUGUAUAUGUCAAUUGAAGGUUAGUUAUGUCAUUUUACAUUAUGUUUUGGUAAUGUGUGAUUACAUUAAUUUUUAAUUGCAUUUUGCAAUCAAAAAUUAGAUACAUUAAAAUCUACUUUUUUGUAUCGUUUGUUUAUGCAUUUUCAGAUUAAUGUUUAUUGGUUUUAUUUGUGGCAAUAUCAUGAGGAUUCUUGAGUAAAAUUGUGUGAAUUUCUAAAUCAUUCAGGAAAAAGCUGUGACCAAAAUUUUACUGAUCAUUGUAAUUGAAUUGAUGCUUUAGUCUUGUAAAUAUAUUAUUAUUGUUUUUUUUUUUUUUUUUUUUUUGUAAAUACUUGACAUUAUUUUGAAGUAUCAUGUCUUUCAAAAAUUUAAGAAAUUGUUUACUUCUUCAAAAUAUUUUAAUAUUUUUUGUUGAUAAUGAAUUACAUAAAUAUACCUGCUAUAUAAUAUCUUAAAAUUAUUACUCUUGUUUAAUUGCUAAGCUUGGUAUAUCUUAGAAUCAUUGCUGUAUGAUCACAUGCAAAUUGCAAAAUACUUGAAACCUUCAAAUGUAGGAAUAUAAAAGAAUAAAUAACGUAAAUAUUUUUUCCUUCAGAUAUAUUUCAAAACAAUAUUCAUGAUUAUUAAACACUCUGGCGUGUAUCCUAUAGUUUUAAUGGUGUGCAUUUUUUACAAUUGAUGACUAUUAUUUAUAUCUUCUGAACAAUAUCUGCAUGAACUUUCUGUCAGAAGGUUUAGCUUUUAAAAAGCUGUAUGAACAGUAAUACAUUUUUUUACAUAUUUCAAACAUGUUCGAAGAUAGUCCACUUAGUUGAUUCAAAUUUGUGAUAUUCUCAUUUUAAAUAAUGGUUUUAGCUUGAAAUUAUUGUUUUUAUUAUGUUAUCUAUGUGAUGUCAUAGACUUGUUAUCUGUGACUAAAGACGAUGUCGUUUAGACGAUUAUUUGGUUCUAAUAAAGUAGUUGUUAGACAUUA